AGAUUGCUAAUAUAUUCAACGACGCUUUAUUCUCAUAAUUAACAACUACUACUUGUUGUUGCAGCAACACUAGUAAUUUCGUGCUAUUUCUUUGGUAACUUUUGAAGUUCAUUGAUGUAACUUGUGGAGGAUCCCUUCAUGCACCACUUGAAAAUUAGAACAUCUUGCUUCCUUUUAGAAAAUUAAUUAAUAAUCAGCAGACUUUUGUAUUUCGAGAUCUUUACAGACAUAUAUCACACACACACACACACGCACACACGGAUAUUCUUAGGUUCUAACCUGGGAAAGAAAAAGAGAACAGGUUCUUAUAUACACACAAAACCAGACGAUGGCAGGUUUUCUGGAAGUUGUACGAACUGAAGCGACUCCUAGAAGUUCCAUUGACGACUCGAAAAUUGUUUCAACUCCUAGAAGUUCUAUUGACGACUCGAAAAUUGUUUCAACUCCUAGAAGUUCUAUUGACGUCUCGAAAAUUGUUUCAAAGGAAAACCUUAUCAGCCAGGGAUAUGACAUGGAUUUAAAGAAAGUCUUUCCGCUUGACAUAAAAGAAUCAGCAGGUGAAACUGUCGAGGUAAUAACUGUUCCACAAGUUCCAAAACAACAAUCUACGAAAGAAGACAAAAAGAAAACCAAAAACAAAAAGAAAAUGAAGCAAAAAGAACGAGAUCUUUUAGACUUUCAGAACACAGUCAAGUCGUAUCUGUCGGAUAGUAAUAAGUUACAUGCUUUGACUUUACAAUUCAUUUCCUGGUCACUGUACAAAACAGGCCGAAUAGUUCCCUUGUUUCAGGUUUUGACGAAAAAUGGUGCUUAUCCAAUGACAUGCAACCAGUUCAUUUGUGGAAUGGUGGAUGCUUUAGCUCCGUUCAGUGUGUUGCAAUUGCACGUGUUGUCCAAAUGGUUAAGUACCACAAAAGACUGCAUAACAUUGGAAAAUUUAACCUAUAAAAUUGGUUUAAUGGACGAAAUCAUAGAAUGUUCGUGUGGAUAUAAAAAUCUAAUUCAAAAUGAAGGAAAAAACUCCUUUCGUAAAGUUAUUUUUGAUAAACUUCAUCCCGGAUCUGAUACAAAGCCCAGAUUAAGCUUUUCAGAAACAAUAUUUCAAUUGGGAAAGAAGCACAAAAAAUUCAAUGUAACCAAAAUUUAUAAUUGGAUUACAAAUAAAAGAAAGGCCAAUGAGAAAUUAAAGAAUAAAAUAAAGGCUUUCAUUGCUGCAAGAGCAAAGGAAACACAUAUUUCCCUUGAAAUUACGGGACAUAUUCAAGAAAAUCGAUAUGUUGAACUUCAUGUAUAUUUUGCACCUUACGAUUUUAUCGAAGUAGCAGAUUUCCAUUUUAUCAUGUUACUUCCCAGCUGCACGAUGGUCCUCACUGUUUUAGAUCUAAUACAACAGCACACAGAUAUACAGUCGGAUGCAUUUUCUCUCUUUAUUUCGUUCAAUAAGUUCCGAAAAAACAGACAACCACUGCCUAAAAUGUCAACUUUUAAAGAAUGUGGAUACUUUGGUUUUUGUAAGAAACAUCCACAGAAAGUCUUGCUUUUCUAUGAUUGCAACAUACGGUUUAAAAGUAACUUUAUUUCUGCCAUAGAUAAGUAUUACACAAUAAACAAAGAAAAACAAGACCACUGAAACUGAAUAACUGAAAAUAAGAAGAGUUCAAGUUUAGAAAAAUAUCACUUAGCAAAAUAAAAUUAAACAAAAUGUUAAUACAAAUUUUGGAGCACAACGUUCAAAGUUAAAUUUUGAAUUUUAACAAUGAACAUAACAAGGCCACACAACUUGGAGAACAGCAAAGUCGAUUAAAGCUACCCUACUACUUGACUUGUAAUUUAUUCUUGCAACCCAGAAAGGAUGUAAAAUGAUACCAAAUCUCGGCGGAAUUCGAACUCUCAACGUACAAGAAUGUAAUUAAACUCCGCUGUUCUAUCGAUUGUGCCACCCUUACGAGGGAAAAGUGCUUAAGAGAGGAAAAGAACGAACGAGUUUGACUAAAAACCAAAAACAAAAAAUGAAGUUUGUCCGAAUUAUUGGAACAUUUUGGGGUUAAUAUCACAGAAAAGAAACUCAAAUACGUUGAACCCACAAUAAAAUUUCUAAAAAUUUGAAUCAAUAAAGAUAAGACAACUUGCC
Molecule: messenger RNA, 2131 nt
Organism: Octopus bimaculoides (California two-spot octopus)
Lineage: Eukaryota; Metazoa; Mollusca; Cephalopoda; Octopoda; Octopodidae
Source: RefSeq, a predicted model, not a curated record